Adineta steineri is the source of this 915-nucleotide messenger RNA. NCBI's taxonomy places the organism in Eukaryota, Metazoa, Rotifera, Eurotatoria, Adinetida, Adinetidae. The record is from the annotation of a GenBank genome assembly.
AUGACAUCGAACGGUGCAAACCAAGACAAACCAUUAGAACUUAUUCAAAAGACAUAUCAUCUUCAAACAACAACAAGCAAUAAUAUUGAAAAUUCUUCACAAAAUCGUACUUUACCCGCCAAAGUGUCUAAUCCUCAACCAUCUCGUAAAACGUCUGUUCACGACGUACAAGAAGCAACCAGAGACGAUUUGAAUAAGAUAGUAGGAGAAAUCCAUGAAGGCCUUGCCCGUUUAAACGGGAUAUUAGAAACAAUGACUGCUGCUGCUUCUGUACGAGAUGAAUUUGGUAAAGCAAGAUUACAAUUAGUUGUUAAAAUUACAGAUUUUAUUUAUAAAUUAACAAGUGACUCCGGAAGAAGAUCAUCUAAUGGUUUUAAGGGAAGUUCAACUAAUUUAACAUAUAAUCCUCAACAUCUUGCUUAUUGUAUUGAACAUUGUCGAAAUCAACUUGUAAAAGCUCAAUAUUUAUUCUCAUCCUUAACCCUAUCCGCUUCAAUUGGUUCAUCAACUUUAGAAAAUAUUAUUGUUAAAUCACUAUCUUCAAUAGAUCUACGACAAUCAUUAUUAAAUCCUCAAGAUGCACAAAAUAAUGAAGAUAUUGCCGAAAUAAAAAAAGAUAUCUCCAUUUUAGAAGAACAUGUACAUUUACUUAAUCAACGUUAUUCUAAUCAGAUCCCAGGGUGGCAAACAUUAGAUGAUGUAGCAGGAGGAACGACAACGAUGGCGACGACAGGAGCGGAAAAAUUGCCUCCUGGUGAUGGUGGAUUAAAUGUUCAAAGACUAGGAGUAACUCCAGUAGCUCAGAAAUUAUCAACAACAUCAUCCACAACAUCAAUUGAACGUUCGAGUUUUUGUGCUCGAUUCUAUCAAAAAUGCCAAAUGGUUUGUUGUAUAUGUACACCACAUUAUCUAUAA